AUGGCAUCAACAAGCCCCUCCAACCCCGAAAUCGAAAUCGAACCCCCGUACCGCUGCGCCAACCUCUUCACCCCCCCUCAAAUCCAAGCCAUCCUCACCUUCCUCAACUCCCAACCCUCUCCGCACGUCCGCAUCUCCUGCAAGAACUUCCUCAAGCUCCUCAACACUGUGUCCAACGACCCCAAAACACAACCCUACACCAACCUCAAACACAAACUGGAGAACGCAAAAGACAGCCAGACCUCGGAACGGUACGAUGAGGAGGAUGAGGCGGAUAAGGGGGAGUUCGUGGCGCCUACGGGGAGGGAGGCUAGUCUGGCAGACCAUUUUAGGGUGAAGGAUGAGAUGCAGGGGUGGUCGAGUUGGAAGUUUGGGGAAAUGGAUGUGAAGAGGGAUUUUGGGAGGGUUUAUGUUCAUUUUUUGAAGGUGCAUAACUUGGUUCAUGGGUGGGAGGUUACGGGUGGGGAGAUUGGGCAGGGGUAUGUGAUUGGGGAGAAGAUGGAGGAGGCGGAGGAAGAGACGGGGGAGAAGAGUGGGAGGAGAUGGUGGGAGGGUUUGAGGAGAUGA
This is a messenger RNA of Cadophora gregata, 567 nucleotides long. RefSeq lists its product as uncharacterized. The record is from RefSeq and is a predicted model, not a curated record. The transcript has a single exon. NCBI's taxonomy places the organism in Eukaryota, Fungi, Ascomycota, Leotiomycetes, Helotiales, Ploettnerulaceae. The coding region runs from base 1 to 567 and encodes 188 amino acids.